This is a messenger RNA of Gadus chalcogrammus (walleye pollock), 4787 nucleotides long. RefSeq lists its product as uncharacterized. The coding region runs from base 107 to 961 and encodes 284 amino acids. The transcript is spliced from 5 exons. The record is from RefSeq and is a predicted model, not a curated record. NCBI's taxonomy places the organism in Eukaryota, Metazoa, Chordata, Actinopteri, Gadiformes, Gadidae.
UGUUUGUAUAUACAUAAAAAAAGGGGGAAAAAAAUACAGGAAAAGAUUACCUCCCCCCUCUCUGCUUUGGACGCCCAGAGAAUGUGUCCCGACCGCCCAUUAUUAAAUGAGCUACGGUCGACCAUACGAGCGCCGCAUUGUUUUUUCCUGGAGAGACGUAAUGCCUUGCAAACGAGCGAAGCAUGGCAGUUGCUCAGUGUUAGGAUGUACAAAUGAACACAAAAGUCUAUUUUUAGUUCCUUCAUCCGAGCCUCUGAAGAACCAGUGGGUUAAUUAUAGUUUCUCUGGAAAUGUGCCGACACAACUUCCCAAAGUGUUAUAUGUCUGCGCCAGACAUUUCACCGACAACUGUUUCCUUAACUUGGGCCAAUACAGAGCUGGACUUGCUGAACGUCUGAAAAUUAAAUCUGGUUCAGUACCAACUCUCCUUUGCUCAGCUACAAACCUUGGACAAGCCAGCACAUCAAGCACUUGCAUUCAGCUGCUUCUCUCAAGGAAUGUUGCCUGCCAGACAGACCACCUCGAAACACAUACUGUAGGCACACAGCUAUCCUUAAAGACUUGGCUGCCCCACUUUAGCAGUAAAGAAGACUGUGAUGCCUUUGGAGACCGUAGCACACAGCUCGGCGCCACCUCAGAGAGUCUGCGUGUGGACAAACCUGGCUCCUCCCAUAUGUCCUGUCACAGCGAGGAGCUGAGGAUUCUGACCGUCCAUGGAAAAGGGGAGGGCCCACUGGCAGUGGAGGCCUUGAACUUGCUGUCUGCGGACCACAGCGUGGCCAAGAGCCUGGACCGCAGCGAGCGGUUGGUCUGCCGCAAGGAGCCGAGUGUGCAGCAGCAGACCCCAGACACCAUUUCCAUCAAGGUUGAAGAGGAUAUUGGUAGAGGCAUGUCCGCUGUAGAAGACUGUAAUGACAUUAGAGACUGCAGCACGCAGCGCAGCGCCUCCUCGGAUGCGUGAAGCGCUUCAGUCUGAGCUCCAGCCUGAAGAUCCACAUGAGGACUCACACCGGGGAGAAGCCCUACAGGUGUGACCAAUGCAAGAAGAGCUUCCAAAGGGAAAGGCUACCUGAAGCGCCACAUGAUGACUCGCAUCGGGGAGAAGCCUUAAAACUGUGACCAAUGCACAAACAUUUCAGUGAAAGCUCCACACUGAAGAUCCACAUGAGGACUCACACCGGGGAGAAGCCCUCCGUGUGACUGCAGUGCAACCCCAGCUACAGCGACCCAAGCAAUUUAUGUGUGCACCAAGGGGGGGAUUUCAUGACGGCCGCCGUUGUGCACUUUGGCCUUGAUUCCCUUUUGAAAAUCAUAUGCCCAUCGGCCACCCGUUUUGUUUAUUUCUCUCUCCUAUCAAGUCCGCCCCGGCAAUGGAAUGUACUUGAUAGGACAACAGUAACGUUAUCUACAAGUGUGACCAAUAAAAUGCAAGUGUUACUGUACGUUCACACCAAAAGCUAUAAAAGAUGAGAAAUCGCCGAAUAGCUCAAAAUGUAACGCUGUCCAAAAUAUUUACAGCUCAUAUCGCUCUUGCGAUUUUGCUUUUCCAUUUAAAGGAGCCGCGCUUUUUGCCUACACGCUCGUAGUUGAGGCAAGUGCUGCUGCUGAUGCCAAGCCACCAAAACACAAAAUAAGCAAAAGUUUGGUCAAUGGAAAAAGAAUUAUAACCAUCAAUACAUGAAACGCUGAAUAACUAAUUAAUGGAGUGAUUGCUUAUUUGCUAAAUUAUAGCUUAAUUGAUCGCUAUCGUGUGUGUGUGUGUGUGUGUGUGUGUGUCUGUUUAUUAUGGAAAAGAUCCGCUCAACGGGAGCAUUUGUGCCAGGCAGACACGGCAAACUGACAAAUUAGAAGACAAAUUAGAAUUGUUGUGCGGUAUCUCCCUGCUUCUGUAAUGCGCGCACAUCUCCACCCACCGCUCGUCGGUUGGUUUCCAUCAGCAUUCCACUGUGCGACCAUCCCUGUUGCGUAAUGCGGAUUGUGUAUGCCCUCAUACAUUGUUGAAGUCAUAUGCUGGAUGCUUUAUUCUUUCUGUGUUUUUUAGUUAAUGAUCGGGCUAUAAUAAAACCAUGUUGGCUAUGCAAUCGUGAACAAAUACGAUACCCUGCAAUAGCCGCAUUUAUUUUCUCAUGCACCAUGAUGAAGGAACAAAUGUGUCGUUGGAACUAGGAACUAAAGUUCUCGCGUAUGUUUACUGGGACCCACGCCGGCGAGAGACAUCUACAUUCUGAUUGGCUGGCGGUCAUUUACAGCCGAAACGCUACUAGCUCAUUUGCAUAGGGUUGAGCUGUUUUCAACUCUCAUUUACAGCUUUCAAGCUAUCGCUCAAGCGUUGUAUCGCUCCAAUCGCUUUAUCGCUCAUGUCUAAUAGAAAGUGAAUGGGCGUUUAUCGCUCAAAACGCUUUAUUGCUUUUGGUGUGAACGCACAGUUAAAAAGCGGUCGUUGACGGGCUGCCUGAUCCAUACAGCACAGAAAUCCCAAAGACGACUUGACAAUAAAUGUAAGCGUUCGAAAAACAAUCAACAAUUAGCUAUUGUCUGAAUCAAAUAGCUUUUAAGUAGCUUCGCUCUUUUAUUUACCAAAUAAUGUGGUAGCGCCCACAUAAGCUACAUUUUUCUCAAGCGUUUCUGAAGUUCCAGCAAAGCGGAGCUUUUUGGUGCACAUGCUCAAGCACAAGGUCAAUGGAGUGCUUUGACAUGGGGCAACGGGACGCUUUGAUUGAACUUCUAUCCUGUAUUCGUUGAAAUUAUUGCUUUAAGUUUCCUUUCAUCCUGAUUGAAAACGCUUUCCAGCUUUUUAUUCGCAUACUGUUUUUAAUAAUUGUCUGUUUGAAUAACUUAUUUUUAGGACACUUCGGACAGCACAAUAUUUGAGAACUUGAUCAUGGGAAGAUACAGGCAGAGAAGUUACCAAUCAUACAUUCAAAGAGAUGAUGGGUGAACAUUAGGGAUGGGUCAGAAUAUUCGAUUAUUCGUUCCCGACGGUCAAAAUUGAUUUUUAACAUUUGGACCGUUAACAUUUUUUCCCAUUCAAAUAUAAUGUUUUUCACAAGCCAUAACUUUUUUUCCCUGGUAACGCCUGAGGGUUUGACUAAUACCUGGAACAAUCAUUACCAUCUGUUACGCGCCUCCCUCCGCCGGAUCGCGAGCCGUGUUGUAAGGGUGGCCGUAACACCAUCCCGUAAGGUUCUUAUGCAACGGAAACGUUGUUCACUCCUCAUAGGAAAUAGGUCGGACCUUAGCUACGGCUUGGCAAUGGGAGGUAUUCUAGUCCGCUCAGAUAUGAGCCAGAGAGCUAACGUUAUGCAUUGUACAUAUUUAUAAUUAAAAAUUCGUCCCAGCCUUGAUACAACAGAUACUCAGCAUAUAACCGUGUGGUCUGAUUACAGUUUAAUUCAUUUUUCACAAUUUACCAGCUCGUUUUGAAGACAAUCACCGCGUCAUUAGUUUCAAUGGGAUUCGGGACGGUCUAUAAUUUCAACAUAAAGUGUACAUAUUUAUAAUUUGAAAUUCGUCCCAACCAUUACACCAAAGAUACUAUAGGGCCUAUCGCAAUUAACCGUGUUUUCAGAUUACAGUUUAAUGCAUUUUUCACAACAGAUAAUUUGACUGGAACUACUUUUUCUUUUUGCGUUUAAGAUAUUAAGUGAUUUCUUGCCGAUGAUCCAUGGCUGCCUUUGUGAAUGUCGACACGCAUUGAAUAAUCGAUUAUUCUUUCACACCACCCACUGAUUAUUUGAAAAUUUUGAGUUAUUCACAUCGCUAGUGUACUUGACUCUUACUUUUACAUCGUGGCUAAACACAAAGGUCAGGGGGAGUUUAGCAUUGGCCAGAGGAGAGACCAAGUUCAAUUGCAAUACACUAUGGGUGAAGUGGACUUGGCCGCAAGAUAGUUAAAGGAAUCUAUACGCAACAUAGUUAAAGGAAUCUGCACAACAUGAAGUCAGUUGAUACGCCUCUUUAUCAGAUUUGGUGGCUACAGUUGCAAUGCAAAUGCAAACAGACUUGACACCUUUCAAUAAGAGGGCGGGAAGUAUCUCUAGGUUCAAGGAGAAUUAAGUCAUUCCUUUCAAUUGACUAAUUAUAUAAACAUUUAUAAUGUUUAGGCUUAUUACAAAUUGCCUGCAAAGUUCACUUGUGGAGUAGACUGCAGUAUAUUGACUAAUUGCUGUCUUUCUAAGGCCAUUAUUUUCUAGUUCAUACCUUGGAUUGUAUCACAAUAGGCAAUAAUGGUUGAAAUGUAUCCACUAAAAAGGUCACUGGUUAAUAUUGAUUGCGGAGAUGUUUGAGUCAGUUUACGGUCCUCCCCCUAGAAUGCAUUAUUAUUCAAAUCAGAUUCCUAUUGUUCACCCUUCACUCCUUGUUUGUCUAAAGAAAGUUAAGCGAAAAGAAGAUUCAUUUAUCAUGUUAACUUCAAGUGUCAAAGACAUCAGAACGAUUUUUUUAAUGUUAAAUCAAACGUUUGAUACAUUGCUUCAAGGGAUAAUAUCAUUCACAUCAACAUUAUCCAGAUUACAUGGACACUUAAAGGAGCCAUAUUAUGGUGUUUCCCAACAAGUAAACAUAGUAUAUGAGUUCCAGAAAACAUGUUUUUUUGUUUGCUGGAAAUCGCUUUUAGGAAAACAAAAAUCUCGUCUACCGCUAUUGCCCUCUGUCUCAAUCUCUUCAGAUUGCGCAGUGUCUGGUGUCUAGCUUUAAUGCAAAUAAGCUGCUGCCCAUUGACCAAUGAGCUGUCCGAGUGAACCACAGCAUGGAGGAGAAGUAUUUGUUGCCGUUUGCGGACCCUUUAA